GCAAUGCCAAACUAAACCUGAGUUGUGAAGUAAAUUAAAAAGGCAUCCAAAGAAUCUACUUGACUUUUGAGAAACAUAUAAAUAGUGUCAAUAAUUAAUAAAGGAAGACAAUUAUUUUGUAAGUAUGGGAGGAGGGAAAAUUGUUGGGAUAUUGAUCUUUGUGGUUGUGGUUGUUUCAGCAGCAGGAGGAGGAGGGGAAAAUCAUCAUCAUCAGCAGCAGAAAUGGUGGAAGUGGAUGUCUUCUACUUCUGCAGCAAUGGUCAAUCCAGUUGUCUCUUCUUCAAUUGUCCUACCACUCUAUGGCAAUGUCUAUCCCCUUGGUUAUUACUAUGUUCAGCUCAAUAUAGGGCAGCCUUCAAGGCCUUUUUUUCUUGAUCCUGAUACUGGCAGUGACCUCACCUGGCUGCAAUGUGAUGCUCCCUGUGUUCGCUGCACAACCGCGCCUCAUCCAUUCUACAAACCAAAUAAUGACCUCGUACCAUGCAAGGACCCUCUCUGUGCCUCCUUGCACCCUGCUGGUUACAAAUGUGAAAGUCCAGAACAAUGUGACUAUCAGGUUGACUAUGCCGACGGAGGUUCAUCUCUAGGUGUCCUACUUAAUGAUGUGUUUCACUUCAACAUGACCAGUGGUGCUCGGAUGAUACCUCGUUUGUCUUUAGGGUGUGGAUAUGAUCAGUUACCUGGUCAAUCUUAUCAUCCUUUGGAUGGAGUGCUUGGUCUUGGGAGAGGAAAAACCAGCAUUGUGUCUCAGCUUCACAGCAAGGGUGCGGUGCAAAAUGUGGUAGGUCAUUGCUUGAGUGGUAGAGGAGGAGGCUUUCUCUUCUUUGGAGAUGAGGUUUAUGAUUCCUCACGCAUAGUCUGGACUCCUAUGGCACAUGAUCGCAUGAAGCACUAUUCAGCAGGAUCUGGAGAACUCAUAUUUGGGGGAAAAGGCACGGGAUUGAAGAAUCUUUUUGUAGUCUUUGACAGUGGAAGUUCCUUCAGUUACCUAAACGCACAUACAUACGAAGGUUUCAUUUCGCUAUUGAAGAAAGAACUGAAUGGGAAGCCACUAAGAGAAACAAAGGAUGAUUAUACACUCCCAUUGUGUUGGAAGGGCAGGAGACCUUUCAAAACCAUAAAUGAUGCGAAGAAAUACUUUAAGCAGUUUGCACUUAGCUUUGGCAAUGGAUGGAAAUCGAAAGCUCAUUUUGAAAUUCCCCCUGAAUCAUAUCUUAUUAUUUCAUCAAAGGGCAGUGUCUGCUUGGGAGUUCUUAAUGGUACUGAAGCUGGCCUGCAAAAUGUCAACCUUAUUGGAGAUAUAUCAAUGCAAGAUAAAAUGGUGAUCUAUGAUAAUGAGAAGCAAGCAAUAGGUUGGAUGUCUGCAAAUUGUGACAGACCACCAAAGUCGAGUAACAUGAUAAUGUAAUUAAACAAACACUAAUUUUUUAUGAUUCUAUUUGUAUAAAUAAAUGGGGAAUAAUAAUAAGAAGCCUCCCCUUUUGUAUGUAUACUCUCACUCCGAGAAACAAAAAUUCUGAUGAAUAAUGGUCUUUUUACACAA
Solanum lycopersicum (tomato) is the source of this 1543-nucleotide messenger RNA. RefSeq names its product aspartic proteinase Asp1. Gene Ontology annotation, molecular function: aspartic-type endopeptidase activity. Gene Ontology annotation, biological process: proteolysis. Lineage: Eukaryota; Viridiplantae; Streptophyta; Magnoliopsida; Solanales; Solanaceae. The record is from RefSeq and is marked validated.